This is a messenger RNA of Cygnus atratus (black swan), 4831 nucleotides long. RefSeq names its product AT-rich interaction domain 3A (gene ARID3A). Lineage: Eukaryota; Metazoa; Chordata; Aves; Anseriformes; Anatidae. Gene Ontology annotation, cellular component: nucleus. Gene Ontology annotation, molecular function: DNA binding. The record is from RefSeq and is a predicted model, not a curated record. The coding region runs from base 1 to 1866 and encodes 621 amino acids. Gene Ontology annotation, biological process: regulation of transcription by RNA polymerase II. The transcript has 8 exons.
AUGAAGCUGCAGGCGGUGAUGGAGAACCUGCAGCGGCAGCAGCGCGCCCGGCUGCAGCAGGCGCUGGAAGCGCGGCAGCAGGAGCAGCAGCAGCAGCAGCAGCGCUCCACGCCCCCCCCGGCGCAGCCCCCGCCGGCACCGGGGCAGACCCCAGCCCGGGGCCGAGGUCCGGACCCGGCCCCGGCCCCCUCGGAGGAAGGAGCGGAGCCCGAGAACGCGCACAUCCAGCGGGCGCAGAUGGCCGCCCUGGCCGCCAUGCGGGCCGCUGCCGCCGGCCUCAGCCACUCGUCCAGCCCGGGGCUGUCGGAGGAGAGCCAGGCCUCCGAGGAGGAGGAGCGCGGCGAGGAGGAGGAGGAAGAGGAGGACGGCGGCUACCAGCAGGAGAUGGGCUCCGAGGAAGAGGAGGAUCUGAAGGGCAAAUGGGAUGAAGAGGACUUCGAGGAGGACCUGGGCGAGGAAGAGGAGGAGGAAGAAGAGGAGGAGGAGGAGGAGGAGGAAGAAGAGGAAGAGGAAGACUACGAGGAGGAGGAAGACAUGGGCGAGGAGGGGCUGAGCUCGGCGGAGGCGGUGCGGACGGGCCCCGGGUCCCUGCUGCUCCGCAAGCCGCCGGCGCCGCAGCACUGCCGGGGCGAGGCGCAGCGGCCGCCGGGCGGGCAGGAGCGGCUCCCCGCCGGACUGGGCCCCCAGGGCCACGCGCAGCUCCCGCAGCCGGCGCCCGACCACGGCGACUGGACCUACGAGGAGCAGUUCAAGCAGCUGUACGAGCUGGAUGGCGACCCCAGGAGGAAGGAGUUCCUGGACGACCUCUUCAGCUUCAUGCAGAAGCGAGGGACCCCCGUCAACCGGAUCCCCAUCAUGGCCAAGCAGGUGCUGGACCUGUACAUGCUCUACAUGCUGGUGACGGAGAAGGGCGGCCUGGUGGAGGUCAUCAACAAGAAGCUGUGGCGAGAGAUCACCAAGGGGCUCAACCUGCCCACCUCCAUCACCAGCGCUGCCUUCACGCUCCGCACCCAGUACAUGAAGUACCUGUACCCCUACGAAUGUGAGAAGCGGGGGCUGAGCAACCCCAACGAGCUGCAGGCGGCCAUCGACAGCAACCGGCGGGAGGGCCGCCGGCAGGGCUUCGGCAGCUCGCUCUUCACCUACUCACCCGGCGGCACCCACGGCCUCCUCUCCUCGCCCAAGCUGCCGGUGCCGGCCCUGGGACUGGCCUCGGCCACCAACGGCGGCUCCAUCGCGCCCGUCCAGAAGAUCAAGAAAGAGGAGGACGCACCCAUCCCCAUCUCCAUGCCCAGCCGGCUCCCGGUGUCCCUGGCAGGGCACCCGGUGGUGGCAGCGCAGGCUGCGGCCGUGCAGGUGGCGGCGGCCGCCCAAGCCGUGGCUCUGGAGCAGCUGCGGGAGAAGCUGGAGUCCGGGGAGCCCCCGGAGAAGAAGAUGGCGCUGGUGACGGACGAGCAGCAGCGGCUGAUGCAGCGGGCGCUGCAGCAGAACCUCCUGGCCAUGACGGCCCAGCUGCCCAUGAGCAUCCGCAUCAACAGCCAGGGCACGCGCUCGCCAGAGAACCGCCAGGACUCCUCCGGCAGCCUGAGCAGCAACGGCACCAACAGCAUCAGCAUGUCGGUUGAGAUCAACGGUAUCGUCUACACAGGUGUGCUGUUUGCCCAGACGCCCGGCCCUUCCUCCUCCUCCUCCUCCUCCUCCUCCUCCGCCUACAGCAAAGGCAACGGCAGCAACGGCGGCGGCAGCCGCAGCAGCGGGAACAGCGGCGGUGGGGCGGGGGGCGGCGGGGGCAGCGUCCCCCCCGCCACCCCGGCCGCUCUGGCUGUGCCCCCCCCCAGCUCUACCUCCAACAACGCUUCGCCUUAACGCCCCCGCCGCCCCCGGUGUCGCCUCUCGCCAAAGCCAACAGAGGUGACGGGGGCAGAGCGUGCCCACCACCGCCGCGGCAGGCCGGGGGGCUCGCGGCGCUGCUGGCGAGGGAGGGGAGGAAGCUUCAGCCCCGGGGGUUUCAUUAAAGGCUGCCUGGGCUUGGAGCCACCGCGGUCCCCGAGCGCUCCGAGCGGCGCGCGGUCGGCCCAGACCUGUUUACCUCACACACAUCACACUUUGCACUGUACAUUUAUUAUUAUUAUUAUUAUUUUUUAACUCGUGUUACCUCCAGACAGACGUCCAGACGCCUGCCAACGCGAGCUUUAAUGAAACCUCCUGGCACUCUUUAAAGGAAAAAAAAAAGAUAAAAAAAAAAUUGGAAAUCGGGAGAUAUUUUAUUCAUUUAGAUCCUUUUUCUUCCCCCUUUAUUUGAGAACUACACUCACUAUAUGGGAUUUUAAGAGGUUGUUGUUUGAUUGUUUUGUUGUAAAUAGCUUCUAUUUUAUUCUCUAAAAAGAAGAAAAAAGAAUCAAACUUUAACAUGCAAAUGAUAUAUAUUAGCAUUCAUCAGGGAAGCAGGAGCUGGGGAACCUUGUAACCUCCUUUUUCUUUUCCUCCCGGGGCGAGCGAUGUCCGUGCUGAGCCGCGCUCCUCGCCCGGGGAACGCCGCGGGCUCUGCGCGGGGCCGGGGGGCUCCGUCCGCUGCUGCAGGGCUGCGGGGAGCGGGCGCCCACCACCUGCCCGCGCCCCCCGGCUGCCCCCACCCAGUCCCCGAGGCAGGCACCGAGCAGGGCGAGGAGCCCGGCCCCGUGCGGUGGGACCCCCCCGGGGACGGCCGCGUGCUGCAUGCUUUCAGCUUGUUGCUUUGAGUUCUCGGUGGAGAAAAUGGACUCGGAUGGGAACCCGCGGCCCCAGCGCACCCGGCCCGGCACCAGUGCUUGGGGCGGCAGGCGCGGUGCUGGGAGGGGAGCGGCGCUCGGGGACAACCGGCGGCUCCCGGGGGCUCCCGCAGCGGCCGGGGCAGGCGGACUCGGGGUGGCCAGGACCAGGCCGUCAGCACGGGCCCGGUCCCCGGCGUUCCCCCCGAUUUCCCCAUUUGGUGCCCGUCCCUCUGCCCGGAGCCGGGCUGCGUUGUCAGGUCGCUGUUUUCUGUCCCCCCUCUCCCCUGUAAGGCGAUACUACUGUGCAGAUCCAGUUUGGGCACAUUUUCCCCCCCUCCGCCAGGUCCAGGCCGAGGUGACACCCGAUCUGUUAUUCACGCUUCAAGCAGCAAACUGGUUUUGUUUGCACUGGGGACGGGCGUUUUGUUUGUGAUACUGGGGAGCGCAGCCAGAGGAAUCAGGAAAAUCUGGUGGCGGUGGCUGGGCUGCGGCGGCUCCCUGGGGCCGAAUUGUGUUUUCUCGGCUGCUCCCCGUGCCCCAGGCACCGGCUCAGGGGGGGCCGUGCGGGGCGAGCUGUGGCCACCCAGCACCUGGGGGAGCCCCCAGCACCCUCCCGCCCGGUCCGGAGGCGCUCCCCCUCGCUUAAACCAGCAGGAACCUGGAGACGAUGUCCUCAGAGCAAGGCCAAAGGGCUGCGCUGGUGCACGGUGCUGGUCCCGAUGGUGUUUGUGCCGGCUCAGCUCUGGACGCUGCCCCGGGCCACGUUGGUGCGCGGCGCUCCUGCGGGUGCUGCUCGGGAUGGUUUUCGUGGCCGUGCGGCUCCGGGUUGUGGCCGUGGCGGGGCUGUUGUGGGCGCCCGUCGGAGCUGCGUCUCAGCACGCCGCUGCUCCCCGCCGAAGCCGUGCAUGAUGCAAUGCAGGAUGCUGUUGCGGGUGGCGUCCACACGAUGCUCUCCCAGGGCGUGCCCCGGGGGUGCUCGUGGCGCCGUGGGGUGCUCUGCGGGUCCCAAAGGACACUCCGCGGUCCUUUGGGAUCCCCAGAGUCCCCCCCAGCCCCAGCACGGGGCGUUUAUUUUAAGCUUUGCUCUGCUUUAGCCGUGCGGGUUUCAGCUUUCCUCUCCCUUCGACAUUUUCUGGCCGCCCUACCCCAAAAAACGUUAGCCCAAGCCAUGCACAUCUGCGUGAGACACAAUCGCGACCUGAUACCGACCCCCCCAAAUCGGUAUCUCGAUUCCUCAGGUUUCGACGGCGAGCACAGGGUUUGCCCCCCUGCCCUGCGCGGACCCCCCCGGCAGCACAGAUGCUCCCCCCUCCCCGGCUUGGGACGGGGACGCAGCGAUCUCAGGGGAUUUGGGGUUUUCCAGCCCGUUUUUGCUGGCAGGGAGGGAGCCGCCUUGUGAGCACCCCCCCCAGAAUGCUGGAAAUGCCCUCGGGUGGCUUUGCAGCGCCCCAGGGGUGCCGGGGGAGGGGGGGGGCACUCGUCUUGUGCUGCUUUUAGGAUCCAGCCCAAGUCCCCGGAAACCCCGGGAAGCGGGCGGCUGCGGGGUCUCCUUGUGGCCGGGCGGUUUAGAGCUUUAGUGAGUUUUGCAUUUGUACAGUCACUGUUUUUUCUGGUUUUGUUUUUUUUUUAAUUAUUUUUAACCCCCCCCCCUUUUUUUUUGAGAGAGAGAGCGCAUAUCACCUUCCCCUUUAUUUUCUUCUUGCAUAUCGAUUAAAAAAAAUCAGUUUCUCUGGGGUUUGAAAAGAAAAAGGAAUGGACACAGCUGCAGACGCAUUUAUCCAGCGGGCAUAUCUUAACUCAGGUAAAAAAUGAAAAAAAAAAAACACACAAAAGACAAAAAAAAGAAAAAAGAAUAAAAACCACAUUCUACCUCUGAGAGCGGCGGCCUCGGGCACACUGUCCCGAGCCCCCGGUGAAAUAUUUCAGUUUUUCAAACAUUCAGGUAUUGAAACUUUUGAUUAUUAAAAAAGAUAAAAUAAAAUAAAAACACUGAAAGUUUACAUUUUAUAAUAACAUUAUUAUACAGAUUGUAUUUAAACUUCAGAAUAUUUAAGACAAUUGUAACCCUGUAAAGUUGAUGA